Messenger RNA from Zychaea mexicana, 1660 nucleotides. RefSeq lists its product as uncharacterized. The coding region runs from base 99 to 1523 and encodes 474 amino acids. Lineage: Eukaryota; Fungi; Mucoromycota; Mucoromycetes; Mucorales; Lichtheimiaceae. The transcript is spliced from 2 exons. The record is from RefSeq and is a predicted model, not a curated record. Gene Ontology annotation, biological process: microtubule cytoskeleton organization. Gene Ontology annotation, cellular component: microtubule cytoskeleton.
GAAAAGGAGCGCAGACGUGACAAGAAACGGUAACUAAUUUUCUUUCUUACAUACUAAAGCAGAAGUGGUAUGAUCCCGGAAGCUAAAACAAGACCGUGAUGGUUAUCUCUAGUCAAUUGAAGAAGCAAAAAGAAGAGGAGCGGUUAGCAAAAGAAGCACAACGCAAGGCUGAAGAAGAAAAGGCACGUGCUGAACGGGAACGACGACUUGUAGUCGAGCGCCAGAAGCGAGAACAAGAACGCCUUCGACGAGAAGAGGAGAAACGACAAAAAGAACAAGAGCGGAUACAUCGUGAAGAAGAAAAGCGACGACGGUUAAAAGAAGAAAAAGAACGAGCUGCAGAAAAGGAGCGAAAACGAAAGGAGCGCGAACAGAAGGAACGUCAGGAACGGCAAGAGCGUGAGGAACGCGAACGUCGCGAGCGACGUUUCAAGGAAGAAAAGGAACGACGUGAGCGCGAGCUCAAAGAGGAAAUGGAACGACGCGACCGAGAAAUGCAAGAGCGCAAAGAGCAAUGGGAGAAGCAGGAGCAAGAGCAAAAGAAACGCGAAGGCGAAAAGCGAAACAAUGCAGCCACCCCUACUGCAUCUGCUGCUGCUGCUGCGUCUGCUUCUGGUCGAUCUGCACCUUCAUCAUCGGUUACGGCUGCAGCAAUUCAAGUCAAACGUAGCCCCGAAAAGUCCACAUCCCCAAUGACAGUACCGCCACCACCACAUCAUCACCACCUUCAUCACAGCAAUAACAACAACAUGAGCAGUAGCAGUAGUAGCAACAACAACAACAACAGUAGUAGUAGCAGAUUAUCCCAGCCCGUUGUUGGCGAAAGCAGCAGGCAACAGUCGCUGAUCGAUGCGCUGAUCGGGCCAGCACCGCAUCUGCGAGCCGAGUCCUCGUCCUCGUCACCGCUUGGUCUUGAUCUUUUGCCUCCUCCGCCACCGCCUUCGCAUCCUCUUAUGCCGUCCCUCGAUUUCAUGCCAUCUCUAGAUUCUGUCCCAACAAGCCCAGCAAGCAAGCUGAGCAUGGGUAUCUCGCCGUUGGGAACCCAAGUUGAAGUAUGUGGAACCCCCAAAGCUGCACCCCGAACGAUUGCACCCAUCGGACCGCCGUCCAACGGACGACGCGCAUCCUCUGCUGUUGCAGGCCCUAUCGGUAGCCCUGUAGGCUUAACAACUAGUCGGAUGAAAAGCGGAUCGGAUGCUAGUGCUGAUCGGUCUUCUGUUGCGGCAGUGGCGGCGGCAUCUACGUCAACAGCUACAGGAAGAGAAUCCACACAUUCGUUCUUUUCGAAUUUCCUUUUUGGUGAACCUAGUCGAGGUAAUUGUCUUCAAAUCGUCACUAGCUGCUCUUUCCCCCAUAUCUGUUAUCUUAUUCCUGAGACAUAUAUAGCCAAAAAUCCCUGUGUCGUUCCUCCUUUGCAACCUGAACAGGAUAACAAGUCAGUAAAGGGACGAUCAGAUACCCAUCUGGAUCGGCGUUUCUCGAGUGAUACCCCAGAAAUGGGCUGGACCAACGGUAAUAUGUGAUAGAAGAUUAGGGGUAGAAAAUGGAUUACUAAUAGUAUGUACAUUUCGCUGGAACGGCGUUUAGGCUGGACAGCUUCUUCUCUCCUUUCGGAUGAUUUCCAUGGCAGACUCUUCGGAGAUGUUCUGGUAAAGUUGCG